UGAUACGAGAACGAUACGCGUAUGAUACGCGUAUCAUACGCAAAAUUAUGUUAACAAAUACGCGAGCGGUACUGUACAUCCAUAGAUAAAAACGCACGGAUUUUUAAUCUCCAGUGCUGCGUUUUGCGUUGUGCAUAAAUUUAAUGCGUGCUGCAAUUCAAAAUGGCGUCGAAAGAGGAGCGAAAAUUAGCAAUUCUACUUUUGCUUCGCCAAAGACGAAAACGAAGGAAUAAAUACAAAAAAAGAUUUUGGAUUGAAGAUAUUUUAAAGCGGCGAAAAGAACUGGGGGAAUACCAUCGGCUCAUUCAAGAAAUGCGGUUAAAUGAUCCUGAAUCAUUUUAUCAAUACUUUCGGAUGACCCCUUCGCGGUUUGAUUUACUUCUUGGUCUGGUUGGGCCAUACUUGAAAAAGAAUUCUUUAUACCGCGAGCCUGUGAGUCCUGAAGAACGCCUCGCUGUUACUCUUCGCUUUUUAGCAACAGGCGACUCUCAACAAAGCAUAGCAUUCAGUUUUCGACUUGGCCAUGGUACUGUGACCAAAAUCGUAGAGGAGUCUUCCGAAGCUUUGUGGUCUGCGUUGCAGCCGUUUAUCAAGCCUCCAACGACAACAAGCGAAUGGAAAAAAAUCGCAACAGAUUUUUGGCAGUUGUGGAACUUCCCAAUGUGUUGCGGUGCCAUUGAUGGCAAACAUGUAGUCAUGCAAUGUCCCCCUCGGGCUGGUUCGUCAUUUUUAACUAUAAAGGAACACAUAGCAUUGUUCUGUUAGCAGUUUGUGAUGCUAGGUACUUGUUUACUCUAGUGGAAAUUGGCAGCUCAGGCAGAAAUAGUGAUGGAGGUAUUUUUGGCGAGUCUAAAGUUGGAAGAGCCAUUGAAGAUGGCAGUUUAAAGUUACCAUUUGCAGAUCCCCUUCCAAAUAUAUCAACAGAAGUUUGCCCAUAUUUAUUCACUGCUGAUGAUGCAUUCCCCCUUAAACCAUGGAUGAUGAAACCCUACCCAGGAAAAUUUCUUGAUAAAAAGCUCAAAAUAUUCAAUUACCGUCUGUCACGAGCAAGGAGAUUUGUUGAGAAUGCAUUCAGAAUCACUGCAGCUAGGUGGAGAGUGCUAAGAAGACCUAUAAUGGCUUCAGCUAAAAAGGUGGCAAGUAUAACUAAAGCAGUCUGUGCACUUCACAAUUACCUAAUGUUAGAAGAAUUCGGUAUUCCUAAUUCAUCAAAAAGGUAUUGCCCAGCUGGAUUUGUUGACACAGAAGACAGGUAUGAACCUGCCAGGAGGAUGGCGAUCUUUGACAGGAGACACGGGUCUGCAACAAAUUUCACGACAAGGAAGCAAUAAUUAUUCACGAAAUGCCAAAUCUGUGCAAAAUUUACUGACGAAUUAUUUCUGCUCACCAGAAGGGGAAGUGCCUUGGCAAUAUGCCUAUGUGCAAAAUAAUGGUAGACAAGAAAAAUAAACCUGUUUCUGUAAAACAAUUUUAUAUUUAUAACAUCAUCUUAUUAAUAAGUUAUAUUAAUUUAAUUAUCAAAUGUAAGUUUCAACUGAACAAAAAAUAAAUCUGUUUCUUACAAACA
Messenger RNA from Xenia sp. Carnegie-2017, 1567 nucleotides. RefSeq names its product protein ANTAGONIST OF LIKE HETEROCHROMATIN PROTEIN 1-like. Lineage: Eukaryota; Metazoa; Cnidaria; Anthozoa; Malacalcyonacea; Xeniidae. The transcript is spliced from 3 exons. Bases 163 to 765 code for a protein of 200 amino acids. The record is from RefSeq and is a predicted model, not a curated record.